UCAUAAACUGGGCACAAUAAGAAACUUGUUUUCUAAUGUAAUUUAAGCAGUAUUGCGCUGCUUGCCGUUGUGGUCAUUACGGAUCGAAAUAAAGAUAUACGAAAGGAACCUCCAGAAGUUCUAUGCAUUAACUGUGUUCUACUACAGUAUAGCAUUUCGUCAUUGAGCGACUGAAAAGUUCUUCAAUUUUUUAACAUCGAGGAUAACAACCCUUUUUAAAUGCGGCUUUUCAGUGCUUUAUUAGCGGCUGUUGCAUUGCUUGUUGAUGUCGGGGAACCAGCAUCGUAUCGGCACACUAUGGAAGAACGUUGUGGGAGUAAACUAUUGCUCUCAUAUUCCACCAAGAACCUGCAUAAACGAGGAGGCGAACUCCGAUUCCAGAAAAUGCCGCCACCCAAUUGCAAUGUUACCAUCGGACUCUUCCUUCAGGGAUCGGAGCUGCCUUCGCAGAAGGCAAUUUAUUUAAAUGUAGUGCAGUUGCACUUGGGCAGUGGACGAUCGUUAGCCAUCGUUGACAAGAGAUCUGGACAUAAUAUCUUGUUCAAGCAUAAUACGAUACGAAGCGCACCGCAUGCCAAGAAGUUUCUACCAUCCGUGGCGCACAUUCGGUCGAUAUUCCAGGAGCAUCCUUCUCUGAUGAUUGUUAUCAAAGGGGAUGCUGGCGCUAGUGUCCCCGGUACCAGUUACUUCGCUACUAUCGAGUACACCAUUCUGACAAAAGAGCGAUCGAGUGACAUGUACUACUGUCAACCGCUGGAUGGUUUCAUCCCCAAAGCCAUGUGCGACGACAACCAACGCCGGAUUAGUUGUCCAGUGUCGUAUAGUCCGAACAGCGCCGUUAGGGAACACAAUCUAUUGCAAAGCCACCCUUGUAAUCGCAACCAAAUCAACCUUCCACCUACCCUUAUUGAUACCGUUUCCUUGGUCGGUGGUCAGUCUAUUGGCACCGUCGGUUAUUUCCUGUCUCCAUUGGCUCCCACCCAGCUAUCAUACAGGCUUCUACUUGGUCCCCUCACUUUGGUAAUCAGCGACAGAAACGUUGAGCUCGUCGGCGAUCAUGCGGACGACUUCGACGAAGUCAUCAUGAAGACCCCCGCUCACAGUCUCAUCCACCCCAACGCCACACGCCUCACGCACUGGGUCUCUUUUUCAUCCCGCAGCGCCGGCGACGACGCGCCACCUUUCAUCAAAUUCGGCCACGGCUACCAGAUGGUAGGGAACAUUCUGUACCAUUUCCGUUCGAAAAGCAAAAACAACCACGACCCGACACUGCGGCAGAUUCGUACCAUCUCCCUGGGUGAUCACAUUCCUCUUUUCGACAAGAUGAAACUGAAGAAAGAACCGGUAUUGGUGGAUCUCGAACCGAUCAUCAUCCCCAACGACCAACUGACUUUAGAGCAUCUGGCGUCGGAGAAGUUCUACAUGUCGCCUAACAGCUGUCCCAUUGUAUCCGGUCUUCUAUCCAAAGUAUUAGCUGCCAAAUUCACUCAAGAUCAUCUAGACGCGAUCACCUUCUCACUGAAAACACCGGGUUGUGUACUGCAUAGUAUCCUGCAGAUGAAGCAGAGCAAGAGCUUAUUCGGCAACGCCAAUUCUUCGUAUAUUCGCAUUCCCUUGCGGCGUUCGCUGUUGAUUUCCCCCGGACAGGAUAUGGUGCUGGAGGUGUGGCCAGCACGACACUGCAGUCCGGUGCACGAUCACGGCAACUCCACGGCCGUCAUCAAGAUCCUACAGGGCUCCUUGAAAUCCGAGUGGUACAAUCCCAUCGUUAACGGCAGCUAUGAGCCGCCGGAGUUGAUUAAGGCGGAGACGGUGUACGCAGGGAAUAUCACGUGGAUGCGCUCGGAUCUGUAUCAGACGCAUAAACUGAUAAACGAGGAUGAUCACACGCCGGCGAUUUCGCUGCAGGUGUACCGGUAUGAAGAGGGCACCGGUGCGUAUAACGAGGAUUUCUUCUACUAUAAAAAAGGUCCGGAUGAUCCGUAUCUGGGGGCGUUUUUUCCCAGUAAGGAUAUCGAUAUUAAAGAAAUAAUUCACAAAGAUGGGAAAGUCAUGAAGGAGUAUCUCGGACAGCGGUGUUUGGGUUUCUGAUGAACUGUACGGUACCGAACGAAGAACUGUAUUGUGGAACGAGUUUUGAAUUGUUUGCUCGAGGCCGAUGUCAGGACUUAUAAUACCGGAUGACCAGCUGAUGUGAAACUGAUGAAUACGUACUGCUUUGAGAUCGGUUUGUGAAUGAUGCUGUAAAUUCAAAACCGAUUUCAUCGAAACGGUUUACCUGGCACAUUUUUCAGUACUGCGGUUUAGUGCUGUUGUUACUAAUGCUCACGAUUCCAUGUUUACUGCAUUGCUAUGGCAUUCGCUACGGUAGACUUGUCAUUAUCUCAUUUUGGUUCAGUGCUAUUACUCAACCCAUAGUACGUACCAGAGUAGCAUACCAACCAUCGUAAAAACAAAUAUAUAUA
Paramacrobiotus metropolitanus is the source of this 2465-nucleotide messenger RNA. RefSeq lists its product as uncharacterized. Gene Ontology annotation, molecular function: iron ion binding; oxidoreductase activity, acting on single donors with incorporation of molecular oxygen, incorporation of two atoms of oxygen. Lineage: Eukaryota; Metazoa; Tardigrada; Eutardigrada; Parachela; Macrobiotidae. The record is from RefSeq and is a predicted model, not a curated record. The coding region runs from base 220 to 2091 and encodes 623 amino acids. The transcript has 5 exons.